Tricharina praecox is the source of this 1105-nucleotide messenger RNA. Its product is annotated as mitochondrial ribosomal protein subunit L20-domain-containing protein. Gene Ontology annotation, molecular function: structural constituent of ribosome. The record is from RefSeq and is a predicted model, not a curated record. Gene Ontology annotation, cellular component: mitochondrial large ribosomal subunit. Lineage: Eukaryota; Fungi; Ascomycota; Pezizomycetes; Pezizales; Pyronemataceae. The coding region runs from base 264 to 866 and encodes 200 amino acids. The transcript has a single exon.
GCCUCCGCUUCGGGAGACAGCCGCCGGGCUUGGCUGGCUGGAGUAAAGGCUUCUUUUCUUCCGAGUAGACAUUAGAGUAGAGUCCGAAUCCCCUGCACCGUGUCCGGCGUCACAGUGAUCCCGGCCCGCGAUGAGUGAUCCACCAUGAGUCUCCCUACCGAGCCCCGCCACGCCAAGCCGCGCAUCACUCACCAUUUUUCUUCAACUGAGCCUCUCCACCGCUCAAUCCGCCAUCCCAAACAGUCGCGGGCACGCAACGCACCAUGAACUCCUUCACACGCGCCCUGCGCCAAUCUCUCUCCCGGCCGACCACAAGCCUCCAGAAGAGCUUCGUCCGCCAUGAAUCCUCGUCGCGACGACACACCAAAAAGCUCCGGCUGCACCCCCACCCCUCGAUGAAGCUCACCGCCGACUCCCCACGAACCUCGCACGUCAUCUACAACCCCCCCUCGUCGGCGCCCACGCCUCUCAUCACCCCGACGAUAUUCCUGCCGAAGGACGAUUCAAGACGCGAACUUCUCGCUGCUGCCCCGAAGCCCGCCGCUGCCGCCGAUGCCGCCGCGAACCUCCCGCCACCAGUGCGACAGCCGUACGAGAAAACCUAUCAUCUGACUGAAGAGGAUUUCGCGGAGAUCAGAAGGCUUAGGGCGGUAGAUCCCGUGAAGAAUAACAGGACUGCUUUGGCGAAGCAGUUCGAUUGCUCAACGCUGUUCAUUGGAAUGGUCUGCCAGGCGACCGAGGGUAGGAUCAAGCAGAUGAAGGCGAGGGAUGAGGGAGUCAAGAACAGAUGGGGUACCAAGAGGUCCACGGCUAGAGAGGACAGGCAGAGGCGGCGGGCUGGAUGGGGUGGUGCCGACGGUCUGUAAGGGGGCGGGACGUCCACGCGGCGGGGAAGGUUUGGAGGGGUUCCUUCGAAGUUCGAACGGCUGUACAGUACAAUACUUCCAACAUGAACCUCAAACCGCACUGUUUGACUGCGGAAUCGCAUGUAGAUAUCCGUGACCAUUACAUGUACCAUACAUGGGCUGUAGCGGAUGCAGAAAUUCCCACUUUGGAAACGGCCGGAGCCGGUGAUAAGCGUCCACCACAAAAGCGCCAAGGCGUA